This is a messenger RNA of Drosophila sulfurigaster albostrigata, 1526 nucleotides long. It is a transcript of the gene Arpc1, whose product is annotated as actin-related protein 2/3 complex subunit 1A-B. Gene Ontology annotation, biological process: Arp2/3 complex-mediated actin nucleation. The transcript has 2 exons. The record is from RefSeq and is a predicted model, not a curated record. NCBI's taxonomy places the organism in Eukaryota, Metazoa, Arthropoda, Insecta, Diptera, Drosophilidae. Gene Ontology annotation, cellular component: Arp2/3 protein complex; actin cytoskeleton. Gene Ontology annotation, molecular function: actin filament binding. The coding region runs from base 71 to 1204 and encodes 377 amino acids.
CAAUUGUUCAACGUGUGUGGUAAAAAGUUGUGCGGCAUUUAGUUAAUACCUUUUAACCCAAUUUUGCGCUAUGGCCGAAAAGUAUACCUUUGGCACCUCGCUGGCUUCCAUAACGUGCCACGCCUGGAACAAGGAUCGCACGCAAAUCGCUUUAUCACCGAAUAACCAUGAGAUUCAUAUCUAUCGUCGCGACGGCAGUAGCUGGAAACUGACUGAUGUGCUGAAUCAACACGACUUGCGUGUCAUGGGCAUCGAUUGGGCCAAGAAUACCAAUCGCAUCGUUAGUUGUGCCGCCGAUCGCAAUGCGUAUGUUUGGACCCAAGGCGACGAUGGCAAAUGGAAACCAACGCUUGUCCUGUUGCGUAUCAAUCGCGCCGCCACCUGCGUUAAGUGGUCACCGGCUGAGAAUAAGUUUGCCGUUGGCUCGGGCGCUCGCCUAAUAUCAGUCUGUUACUUUGAGUCCGAGAACGAUUGGUGGGUCUCCAAGCACAUUAAGAAGCCCAUACGCUCCACGGUAACGUCGCUGGACUGGCAUCCCAAUAAUGUGCUGCUCGUGGCUGGCUCCACGGACUAUAAGGUGCGGGUGUUUUCUGCCUUCAUCAAGGACAUUGAGGAACCACCAUCACCUACGCCGUGGGGGAAUCGCAAGCCCCUGGGCCAGUUGAUGGCCGAGUUUAGGAACUCGCUCACAUCUGGCGGCGGUUGGAUUAACAAUGUGAGCUUUUCCAGCGAUGGCAACAAAGUGUGCUGGGUGGGCCACGACAGCUGUGUGAGCAUUGCCGACGCCACCAAUGGCAACGCUGUUAUACGCUGCCGCACCGGCUAUUUGCCUUUCCUCUCCUGCGAAUGGGUGUCGCCCACCUCAGUGGUCGUCGCCGGUUACAGUUGUGUUCCGCUGCUGUACAGUUUGACUUCGGACAAUAAGCUGGUGUUGAGUGGCAAACUGGACAAGUCAGAGAAACGAGAGGCUAGCGGCAUAACAGCUAUGAGCAUCUUUCAAUCGAUGGAUCGCAAUAUGCGAACGGAGAAUACGGACACUGUUGUGGAUUCUAUACAUCAGAAUGCCAUUACGAGCAUGAGACUGUAUGCUGGUGAGAAGGACAGUGCUAGCAAGGUGUCCACAUCAGGUGUCGAUGGUCAGCUGGUUAUUUGGAAUGUGGAACAGGGCGGCAUCAAUGGCGGCAUGAGAAAUCUGCAAAUUUAAAUGUAACUUCUGUUGUGUGUCUCGCUUGUUGGAUCCGCUUGUUGUGUCAGCCGGCAAAUCCUUGUUAUUUGUUUAAAACAAAACUUUGUGAGUUGCAGGCUUGGCAGGAGUGGGGGAUGCACAGUAUUUUUGCCAAAUUGUUUUCGAAAAUCGCUCUUAAACCAAUUGUGUAUCGCGUAUGAAAGCUUUUUAUAUAUAUUAAUUUUUUAUUCAAAUAACUAAGGAGAUUAUGUUCUAUCUUCCCCCCAUUUCAUCACAAAAGUCUGUGUAUGUGUUUUUAAUAUGUCUAAUCAAUUGCAACAAGUGAAACUAUUUUAUUUGA